AUUGCUUCCAGUGUGUUCCUCGUGUUAGUUUGUAGGAGAACGUUGCGCGGUUCGGAAAUAAUUAUUAUAUCGGCUCGGCUCGCGUGUGCGGCAUCGUUCCACAGAGUGGGAAGCACAGUUUUUAUUCCUUUUGAAGUGAAAAGCAUCUCAUCGCGCACUACUCUGGAACACAAAUCAAAAUAAAUCCAGCCAUCAAUAGUAGGCGAUAAAAAAUCAUCACAUGAACAGUGUUUUAACAUAGGUGUUGUAUUUAUCGAGUGGGUUCCUUUGACCGGUUUGAUUGGCAUCAUCGCUGCUGCAGUGUUCAAACAACGUGCUCGUGCAUAAAUUGCGUGCUCGAAUACAAAGGAAUUUUAGCGAACUGGAAUUUCCUGUGCAAGAAUAAAAAUUGUUUGAAGAGAUUGUGGCAAAAGGAUAAGAAGAAAAUAAAAGUGUCAGAAGAAACCUACAACUCUCUAUCAUGAUCCGAUAAACCAUCGAAAUAAAGAGCUCUUUGUAGAGUGUGAUAGUGAUUUAGUGAUAAUCGCUGCAUGAAACAAAUGCAAUGUUGCCGCGAAUCGAGAAUAAAUUUUAGCCAGCUCAAGUGUCAUUCUGGUGAUACGACAGUGCGUUGAUGAGCGGUUUAGCUGAUCGGUGAAACCAUCUGUACCUACUACUCAGGCUGCCAUCUUGCCGCCGAAUUUUACAAUCUACCACUAACUUCACGGUUGUCCUGUUCAGCUAACUAGCUAAUAGGACUCAGCCACAUUAUCAACGACGAACGAAACGGUGUUCAAACGCCUACUACGUCGUCAUCAUCUCAUCCAAGAGGGACAAGCGACGUGCCAAGCACAAUGAAUAGGAUUUAUGCUUUACCUUUCCUAUGGCUACUAUCAUCGUUUUUAAUCACCCAGAUCGAAGGCUCCGGGCUGUUUGAGCUGAAGCUGAAGUACUUCAAGAACGAACGAGGCGUCGAUAACGAGGGCGCCUGCUGCUCGGGCCGGUCGGACUCCAUCGGCAACUGUAUUGGCGCGUGCAAAACGAGGUUUCGUGCGUGUCUGAAGCACUACCAGGUCACAAUUGACACCUCGUCGCCGUGCACGUUCGGCGAUGUCAUGACGACCGUGCUCGAGGGAAACUCGCUGAACCUGACCGAACGGAGUCUGAAGGAAGGGUUCGAAAAUUCUUUACGGUUCCCGUUCGAAUUUGGCUGGCCGGGCACCUUUACACUGAUUGUAGAAGCAUGGCUUGACACGAAUGAAACCACGUCACGAUCGCCGGGCAUUUUGAUUUCACGCUUCUCAAACCAAAGAGUCCUGGAUGUUUCGCCGGAAUGGACGGAGGAUAGUAACAAUUCGUCGCAUUCGAGCAUGCAGUACGCAUUUCGUGUGACCUGUGACCCCUCGUACUUCGGAUCGGGAUGUGCCAGUUUGUGCCGCAAGCGCGACGAUCAGUUCGGGCAUUACACUUGCUCACCAACAGGCGAGCGCGUUUGCUUGGCUGGCUGGCAGGGAGAUUACUGCACGAAACCCCGCUGUACUCCUGGCUGCGACGAGAAGCACGGCCACUGCACCAAGCCUAACGAAUGCAUAUGCCAAUCCGGCUGGAAAGGCGCUUUGUGCGACGAGUGCGAGCCCUAUCCGGGAUGCAUGCACGGAACCUGCAAGAAACCGUGGGAGUGUCUCUGCAAUGAAGGCUGGGGUGGACUGUUCUGCAAUCAGGAUCUGAACUUCUGCACGAACCACAAACCGUGCCAGAACGGUGGAACCUGCUUCAAUACCGGACAGGGUUCGUAUACCUGCCAGUGCCCACCCGGUUACACGGGGGUCGACUGCCAGACGAGAAUCAGCAACUGCGCCGCCGAGCCUUGCCUGAACGGGGGAGCGUGCCAUGACGAGAAGGAACAGCAGCAGGCGGUUGGCUAUCGGUGUGAAUGCGUGAAAGGGUGGAUCGGGACCCACUGCGAGAGAGAAACUGUGACCUGCGCGGAGAAGCCCUGCAUGCAUGGAACAUGUAAGGAUACAAAUUUGGGGUUUAAGUGCGAAUGUCCGGUUGGGUACAGUGGGAUGGCAUGCGAGGUACAAGUUGACGAAUGCAACCCAAGUCCUUGUGAGAACGGAGGCACCUGCUUCAACAAAGGCGACACAUUCAAAUGUCAAUGUCCAAACGGAUUUAGCGGCACUCGAUGCGAAAAUAAUAUAGACGACUGCCAGGGUAACCCGUGCAUGAAUGGAGGAUCGUGUGUUGACAUGGUCAAUCAGUUUCGCUGCCAAUGUGUUCCAGGUUUCAUAGGCUCGUUGUGCGAGAAUAAAGUCGAUCUUUGUCUGACGAAGCCGUGUGCCAAUGGAGGCACCUGCAUCAAUCUGAACAACGACUAUCGUUGCAACUGUCGUCCCGGUUUUACGGGGAAGGAUUGUAGUGUGGAUGUGGAUGAGUGUAGUUCCUCGCCUUGCAAAAAUGGUGGCACUUGUGUCAACCGAGUCAAUAGCUUCCAAUGUGUAUGUGCUGGAGGUUUUCGUGGAUCAACAUGUGACGAAGAGGCUCUAUCAGCCAGUUGGGACUCUUCCACAGGUAGUAUAUCGGCUCAUGUAUCAAGCGGACAUCACGAAGCGCAAAGUGGUAGAAGUGAUGGUCUCAGCAGUGGUCAAAUUGUGCUGAUCGCUAUUUUCUCGGUCGCCACCCCGUUGGCUGCCUUCAUCGCAACAGCUGUUGUAAUCUGUAUGAAACGUAAACGUCGACGGGAGCAGGAGAAGGACGACGCAGAAGCACGCAAACAAAACGAACAAAACGCAUCACAUAUGACGCACCACCAGCAUAACUCCAUGUCUUCUUCUAAACGCAGCAGCAAUAGCGCUCUCACCAACCUCGACACGUCUCAUCAUAUGAUCAAAAACACCUGGGACAAGAGCGUCAACAAUAUGGCCACUUCGGCAAGUUUAGACGAAGGUUGCCUGAUGAACAGCAGUUUAUACGGUGGAAUUCCCGGCGGGUAUGGCGAGACAGCUUCUGCUAGCAGCGAACAGUGCUACCAAGCAGCCGCAGUACCUACCACUCUGCAACGUGCCAAAUCUCAGAAACAACUCAACACCGAUCCAAUGCUGAUGCAUCGGGCGUCGCAAAUGAUCGGUGGACCGGCCCAAUCGUCGCAACUGACAGCUGGCGGCGUCGGCCCAUGUCCGACCGGUGCGGCUACCUCAUCGACUGCAGCAGCGGCGGCCAGUACCAAAGAGAUGAUGCUGGAAAAGCGGAUAUCCGUCCUUUCCGAUGCCAGUUUAUGCAACACUCGAUGGAGUAGCUCUCAGAACCGGCAGAUUGUUGGGCCCUGCAGUCCGCCACACGUAUAGGAUUUUUAAAUUUUUUAACUUUUUGUAAUAGAUCUCCUGCUUAUUACCUAAAACAAAUACGUACAAGACGUAUUCUUUGUAAUUAAAUUUAACUUUAAAUUAUUUUCAUUCAUAUUACAUUAUUUAGAAAAAAAAACAGUGAAAUAACUACAAAAAUCUGAAUUCAUAAAGUUUGUUUAGGUUUCCAAAGCACGUUGUAGAAGGACUUGAAAAUAUUAAAAUUUUACUUAGCUGGUCAUUGAUUGAACAUAUAGAAUUUAUGAAUUGUAAGUGAAUUAUAUUUAUCAAACCGACCAAGCAUAGAAGCUUUCUUUGUAACAAUAUGAUGAGAGAAUUAGCUUGUUUUUAGAAUCGCAUCGAAAGAAAAGUUAAACCAACCUGCAACAAUCAUUAAUUGUCAUAUCACAGAGUACUCGUGUGUCAAAACAAUAUCAAACGUAACGAGCCUCGCGCGCUAAGUUCGAUUUCCGUAUCGGAAUGGAUCUCGAUAUUAUUGUUUUUUUUUCUAUCGUUUUAUUCUAAAUACAACUUAUUUGUAACAACAAAAAAUAUGCAUAAAACUCGUCCAAGGCCAGUUCUUAACGACCCCAACGAAAAAAAUAUGAUUGCUGACGUAGAUGUUUACAAGGAAACAAUAAAGUGUUAAUACGUAUAGUCAUCAGAUCAUAACAACUCCUUUUUACCAACAUUUUAGGGUCAAAGAUAGUUUGUUUUAUAAUUUUUCGAUUUUUUUUCUAGGACUUGAAAUCAACUAUCUGUAAAUGACUAUUGACUGAGUUAGCUAAUAUGGAUCGAAUCAAUAUAGAGAUGGAAACAGCCAUAUGUGGAAGCCUUUAAAGGCAAUGUUUUGUUUUUUUUUGCAUUUUAGCACACGGUGCUGCGUUUCAAAAUUUUAGAAACCCUUCCUAACCCAAACACUUUUUUUUUCAUAUAUUGCCCGAAAAGCAUAAACUGGUAUCAAAACAAACAAUCAUUGCAUAUUAGUAUGAUCCUGAAAUUGGACGUUAUAAAAGGGAUUUUUAAGGUUCAUAAACUCAAUGGAAUCAAGAAGUAAUCUAUCAGAGUUCUGCUAUGCAGGACUCUCAAUAUUUAUGAAGGCGGUGAAUUAUGUACAUAUGAAUAUUUAUUUACGACUAUAUCUCUCUAUAUAAACCUAAUUUAGGCUAACUCAAAACGAAAACUCUCAAAAAUUGCUUUCACUAAAUACCACCAUUCAAAUCGGUACGCUCGGGUAAGCAAUAUUUGACUUUGUUUUUAAUUCUAAAACAUAAUUUCCCCGCUCAAUAUAGUGGUUCAGGAUAAAAAAAAUCAGAACCAUCAUAUUGCCCUGGGGAAAUAGCUAUCAAAAUACUGUUUUUCUUGAAAGCCACUGCCAUAAUCAAAUUAAUGAUUAGUCAAUUCAUAAAAAAAACUCUCUGUAUGAAUACACUUUUCUAUCGACAUCUAACUAUCAGCUGCUUUUUUUAUUCUUCCUAUGUAAGUACCUUGUAUACAAAACGCAAACCUAUAGCCAGUUGUCUAUUUAUGUUGAUCAGACGAAACCCUUAUUAUAAAGCAAAGCAGCGCUUGAACUUACUCUUGUUUGGGACAAAAAGGCUUAUUGUGAUAUCGGCUAUUUCCAUUCAGGAGAAUCAAUAAGUGAUGGUGGUCCUCACAUAUGACAAGCGAAAUGAUACUUAUAUGAGCUAGCCUCCAUUCUAUGUUUUCACGGUAAAGAAGAGAAAAAAGCGGAUAAAAGUAUUGUGAUCCAUACUUAAUUUUAGCAAACACCCUAGUGCGUAAGAUAUGUUACGGUAAGAGUAUUCGAACAAUUUGAAUAACAUAGAAUCGAGGGAAUGAAGAACUAAGUCAAAUGAAUAGUUUACAUGUUUUUGUAAAUUCCUACUUUUAUAAUAUAUAUAUAUGAACAAAUUGACUGAAUUAAAAUUGAUUUAUAAAUAAAAAUAUGCGAUAAGUGCAAAAUAUAAAA
This is a messenger RNA of Armigeres subalbatus, 5292 nucleotides long. It is a transcript of the gene Delta, whose product is annotated as neurogenic locus protein delta. Gene Ontology annotation, cellular component: plasma membrane. Lineage: Eukaryota; Metazoa; Arthropoda; Insecta; Diptera; Culicidae. The record is from RefSeq and is a predicted model, not a curated record. Bases 834 to 3323 code for a protein of 829 amino acids. The transcript is spliced from 7 exons. Gene Ontology annotation, biological process: multicellular organism development; Notch signaling pathway; cell communication. Gene Ontology annotation, molecular function: calcium ion binding; Notch binding.